AUGGCAAAAGAUAAUGGGCGCGGCGCUGAAGAUGUCAAUGGCACCAUCGUGCCAGGGCGACAAGGCACCCGCCCUGACUUCUCCGUCCCGCCGCCGCGCAAGCAGCUGCCCAAAGAGCUGCAAGACACGCUCGACAAUGAAGAGAAGCUCUGGGAGGUGCUAUAUGAUGGGACCGGCGAAGACACGACCGAUACCUCGAUUCGAUAUGCCGCCUAUGCAUCGAGAAUCCGCACCAUCAUGCUGUCGGCGCAUCGAUACGUCGCCUAUACAUCGGAUAUCGGAGAGUCGUUUCGUCCGGUUGCACACCCUUACCUAGUCAAGGGCGCAUAUGCUGUCUCGUGGUUGUAUCUGGCAGGCGAUGUAUCACAUGAGGGGUACAAGGCCUACUGUCGCAACCAACGGGUUCUGCACCCGGAAAAGUUCUUGGAAGAGACUGAGGCGACUCCGCAGACCACGGCUACAGGCCGAGACACUGGCCUGCUCGCAAGAGUGCAAGACGCAGCGCAGAACAUGACAAAGACCGAAGGCCUCAAGUAUGGUAGUGCUGGAACUGCACUCACUGGAGGCGAAGUCGUUGCUGGAAGAAUACCUGCCAUCGAAGACUACCGCGCCGUCAUGGCCCAGCGAGCCCUUUUCCAAGCCGUCGCCUCCAUGGGACUUCCCGCGUUUACCAUACACAGCAUCGUUCGUUACUCGGGAAGGGCGUUGAAAGAUGCAAAGAACAAGACUCUUAGGACCUGGGGCCCUAUCGGCCUUGGCUUGGCGGCUGUCCCAUUCCUUCCAUACGUCUUUGACGAGCCUGUCGAGCACGCUACGGAGUGGAUAUUUUACAAUGCUUUCAAGACUUUUGGCGGUGACGCGGCUGUCGAGGGCCGACCGGUAACGGGUGCCAAGGAGUUGAGGAAAGAGGAAAACCUGACGGGCACGGGCAAGGUCAAGGAACUAUAG
Molecule: messenger RNA, 948 nt
Organism: Plenodomus lingam JN3
Lineage: Eukaryota; Fungi; Ascomycota; Dothideomycetes; Pleosporales; Leptosphaeriaceae
Biological process (GO): mitochondrial fission
Cellular component (GO): mitochondrion
Source: RefSeq, a predicted model, not a curated record